This is a messenger RNA of Caretta caretta (loggerhead turtle), 4486 nucleotides long. It is a transcript of the gene SLC39A6, whose product is annotated as solute carrier family 39 member 6. Gene Ontology annotation, biological process: intracellular monoatomic cation homeostasis; zinc ion import across plasma membrane. Lineage: Eukaryota; Metazoa; Chordata; Testudines; Cheloniidae. Gene Ontology annotation, molecular function: zinc ion transmembrane transporter activity; monoatomic cation:bicarbonate symporter activity. Gene Ontology annotation, cellular component: plasma membrane. The record is from RefSeq and is a predicted model, not a curated record.
GCUCCCGUGAGGGUGCGAUCAGCAGGCGCCGGCCGCUCCCCCGGCACCGCGAGUCGCCCCGCGCCUUAUAACGCCCCUGCCCGCGCGCCUGGCCUUCCCUCCGCGCCCUGAGCAGCAGCGAGGCAGACGCCAACGGCUCCCCAGCGCCCGCUCCUGCCCAGUCUCCCCAGCCGGGCGGCGAGCGGAGCCGCCCCACCGAGCGGACACGCCGCCCAGGCAGCUGCAAUGGAGAAUGAGCUUCUGAUGACCUUUCUUUUGUCAUUUUCCAUAUUGUUCUGCAAAAGUCAUCGUCAUGAAGUAGAGCUGGCUACUGUUGCACAGACCUCUGAGAAAUUAAUUCCAGAUAAGGCAGCUGGUGUCAACACUGACUUGGCAGCACUUAUGCAGAAGCAUCACCUUCAGGAACUUUUCCAACGUUAUGGGGAGAACAAUACUUUGACUAUUGAAGGAUUUAGAAAGUUGCUGCAAAACAUAGGAAUAGAUAAAGUGAAAAGUAUCACUAUUGGUCAUGAUCACGAUCAUGAUCAUCAUCUUCAUCAUAACCAUGUUAUGCUAAGCAAAAACUUAGAGAGAACAGAUUGCCCAAAUCAUGAAUCUGGUGGUAUAAAUAAAGAUCCUAGUAAUGGUCAGGCAAAGGAAUUACAAAGAAUAGAAAACGCUGAGCACAAGCAGAACUUGAUAAGCAACAAAAACACUGUUAUGGAAAUAACUGCAUAUACCAACACCACUGCUACAGAUGGCAAUCCUUUGUUACAGAAUUCAGAAACCAGAGAAGUGAAGCCUGUUCAUAUAAGUCUAACCAGCCCCAGUGCCAUAAAUGUCACAGACAGCAGCAGUUGCUUCAAUGUAUCAAAACUGAUGACGUCUCAUGGAAUAAGCACACAAGUAUUGUUGGCUGCUACAGAAUUCAGCUAUCUUUGUCCAGCAAUUAUUAACCAGAUUGAUGGUAAACACUGCAUAAUCCAUGCAGCUAGUGAAAAGACUGAAAGCCCUCCAAAAAGCUAUUCUUUGCAAAUAGCUUGGAUUGGUGGUCUUAUAUCAAUCUCCAUCAUCAGUUUUCUUUCUUUAUUGGGUGUUAUAUUGAUACCGCUGAUGAAUCGUGUAUUUUUCAAGUUUCUUCUAAGUUUCCUUGUGUCACUGGCUGUUGGGACUCUGAGUGGAGAUGCUUUUUUACAUCUCCUUCCACAUUCUCAUGGAAAUCAUCACCAUCACCACGAGAAACUUUUACUUGAACAAAAUAAAGAUGCCCUGUUCAAGCAUCUUGUCUUUCAAAGUGAAGAAGAAACUGCUUAUUUGGAUUCCACAUGGAAAGGACUGACAGCCCUUGGAGGCCUGUAUUUCAUGUUUCUAGCUGAGCAUUUGAUCACUUUAAUUAAGCAGUUUAAAGACAAGAAGAAAAAGAAAAAAAAUGAAGAUGCAGAAAGUAAGAAGUUUUCAACAAAUGAAGAAAAAUUAGAUGCAGAUUAUCGGCCUGAAGGUUACUUAGGGACAGAGUCACAAGAUCCAUCACACUUCAUUUCUCAGCAACCUGUGGUACAAGAAGAAGAAGAAGUCAUGAUAGCUCAUUCCCAUCAAGAGGAAACAGACAAUGAAUAUGUAUCCAGGGGGUGUAGAAACAAAUGCCAUUCUCAUUUACAUGACACUCUUGGACAGUCAGAUCAUCUGAGUCACCAUCAUCAUGACUACCAUCAUAUUCUGCAUCACCAUCAUACCCAGAAUCAUCAUCCACACAGCCACAGUCAGCGCUACUCACGCGAAGAGCUGAAGGAUGCUGGGAUAGCUACUCUAGCCUGGAUGGUGAUUAUGGGUGAUGGACUACACAACUUCAGUGAUGGCUUAGCAAUCGGCGCAGCCUUUACUGAAGGUUUAUCUAGUGGAUUAAGUACUUCUGUGGCUGUAUUUUGCCAUGAAUUACCCCAUGAGUUAGGAGAUUUUGCUGUACUUCUAAAAGCUGGCAUGACAGUCAAACAAGCUGUUCUUUAUAAUGCUCUAUCAGCUAUGCUAGCAUAUCUUGGAAUGGCAACUGGGAUUCUUAUUGGUCACUAUGCUGACAAUGUUUCAAUGUGGAUAUUUGCACUUACUGCUGGCUUGUUCAUGUAUGUGGCUCUUGUUGAUAUGGUGCCUGAAAUGCUGCACAAUGAUGCUAGUGAUCACGGAUGUAGCCGUUGGGGAUAUUUCCUGUUACAGAAUGCUGGAAUCCUGUUAGGUUUUGGGAUUAUGCUGCUUAUCUCUGUGUUUGAACAUAAAAUUGUGUUCAGCAUAAACCUAUAAUCUUGGUUAUCUGAUGUUGAAUUGAAGCUUAUAGUAGACAUGGUUCUGCUUUUUCUAUUAGCUACUGUAAAUGAGCUCUAGGCUUUAUAGGCUAGGCAUUUUUUUAUUGAUGUAUCUUUUUUUUCCAGAAGUAAAACUGAAUGGUGUGAACUGUUUACACAUAAUGCUCAGUAUUGUAUGAGGUACUAUAGAUAACUGCGCUAGUCAGACUGCUGCACUGUUACACAUGGUAAAAGUGCCAAAUCCAUAAAGGAGUAUCACUUUUUUUACAAUUUUUAUUUUACAAUAUUGUUCUCUGAUUCAUUUACUGCAUGUAAUAAUUGUGAGAUUUUAGUGUCUUGUACUUUUACCUAAAUGGUGCUUGCCUGUAUAAACAAGUGAAAUGGCCAUGUUCUUCUUGUAGUAUGAAAUGCAAAAAUUGUCCACUUUUUCUAUUUCGAGAAACAGUGAAUACUCUUAACAUGUGGGCAGAGUGAGUAUUGUAAAACAAAAUAUUUGAAGAGAGAAAUGUAAUAAAUGGGAUAUAGGUAUCAGCUAUUACGGGAGUUACAAAUCAGACACAUGGCUUAUCCAAAGUGUACCCAAGUUGAGUCAAAAUAUGGAAAUUUCAUAACAAAGCUUGCUGAAAUAAUGAAGCUGGGAGAUAUUGUGUAUAAUCUAUGUACAAGAAAAAUUACCAGAACAACAAGCUGAGGCAAAAGGAACAAGAAACAUUAACAGCUCUUUUUCGAUAAAUGGUGUAUUUCGUGUGGUGAGAUGUGCUAUAUUUGCAUCUGUAUAAAACCAAACAAAGAAACUGGGUGAAAUCUUGGUUCGGUUGAAGUCAAUGGCAAGGCCCCAGUGGCUUCAGUGGGGCCAGGAUUUCACCCACAGAACUUACCUGAAAAAUGCUGCUUCUGCUGCCCAUGGUGUCUCAUCUUGGCUUGGUGCAUGUCAGCGGGGUGUCUCCCUUGUAAAUAUGAAAAUGGUAGUACCCAGGGAAGAUCUGUAAACAUUUUGGGGCAUCUUGUAUACUGCUUGGCCAUUUUGUUUAUCUUAAAUAUUCUGAACUCUCUGACAUAGCACUAAGAAUCUCUCUGCAGUUUUCUUAAAUGAUGCAGCUCAGCGUUUAAGCCCGUAUACUUUCAUAAGCAAAGGCAUCUAGAAAGAACAAAGUAAUUCAAAAACUUUGGCUCAGCCAAACCAUGAAAUCAUGCAGUCUUCUCACAGGUGCGCAGGAAAUAUGGGAGGUGUGUGUGUGUGUGUCCACGGAAUAGGGGUGAUCAUUUGUGGAUACCAGCCCUGCAGAAAGACUUUGCUAGAUUUCUCUUCAGCUUUUUUCUCUUGUAUUAUAAGACCAGUAGCUGUUUUUUCCCUUUAUCUGUUCUAUGGGAAUUGGAGAACUUGCAUCUGCUGUCCAUGUCACUGCGGGCAGCAUUCCAUAUUACAUACUGCUUAGUGCAGUUCCUGCCCUGCCUGCUUUGUCUAUGCUGCCCACUGGUGGUGGGGGUUUUUUGUGUAGUUGGAAUGGGGAUCCUAUGUGGAGCUGGAGGGUGUCCUCUGUAGUAGCUUUACCCCUCUGCGGGAUCCCACAGUGUAUUUCUCCAUGGUUUUCCUUCUCUCCAUGGUGGUGAUUGCUCAGGGCCUUUCCAUUUGAGCAGUGUGUUCCAGUUCUUUUUAGCUCAUCAGGUUUACGCUUUAGACAAACUUUCUUACUAAAGAGUUGUGUGAUGAACAUUAACCCUUCCCUCAAAUCUCACUAAUGAACAUGCUCACUAGCAUGUGGUGGAAGAAAGGAAGGUUUGGUAUAGUCUUAAAUUCUAUCAUAAUUACACCUGAAUAAUGGAGAAAGCUCCCAUUGAGUGCAAAGUCUUUAGUAAGGAUGAUUGGAUUAGUCGAAAUACAUUCACUUGACAAAACAUUAGUAUUCUCUGUUACCAUUGUCUGUGCAUGCAUGUGGUAUUUGUGUUAUAUACUUGAAAUGGAAAUUCUGAACCUCAUUAUCCUUGAUCUUGAAGCCAGCUUUCAGAAGCUUAUCAAAAUAAUAAAGUGGCUAACCACUUGGUUUAAUUUGAAAUUGUCUAUUUAGUGUUGCUGGAUAGAAUGUAGGUUUUAAAUGUGGGACUAAAACUUGCCACACUCCGAGGUUUCAGUAUCUUCCCCACAGCCCAUUUGGACUUAAGUUAUGUAAUGCAACUUUACAUGAAUUAAUGAGAAUAAAAGGAGACGAUUCUAA